Molecule: messenger RNA, 1713 nt
Organism: Sphaeramia orbicularis (orbiculate cardinalfish)
Lineage: Eukaryota; Metazoa; Chordata; Actinopteri; Kurtiformes; Apogonidae
Gene: tmem250
Product: transmembrane protein 250
Exons: 2
Coding region: 380-799 (139 amino acids)
Source: RefSeq, a predicted model, not a curated record
CGACAGGACGUACGGACCGGCACCGCUGUCUCCUCUCGGCUGACAUAAAACAUUGGGUGGGAAAAAAGCAAAGCGAACCUAUGUGUUUAUGUCCCAGCCGACUGUCUAUAAUGUGAUACAAUGCUCCAUUCGUCUGAGAAUCAAACAGCAGCUGUUUUCGGUGAGGACAAAGACGGGCUUGUGUUGCAUUCAAAGACCGCAGAAACCCCCUGUUGACUGGAUCCCACUGGCACUACAUCUCAUUCCUGGGCUCCUGUACUACCAGCUUUUAACUCCACAACCAAAUGAAGCUAAGUGCGUCCUCAGAAGCAGCGCUCACAGAGGACGUGACCUGUAACUGGGACUCCUGUGCACCAUCCUGGGCUCCUGUAGCCCACUCAUGCCUGUGAUCCCCAUCCCACGGCGGGUGCGCAGCUUCCAUGGCCCCCACUCCACCUGCAUGCACUCGGCCUGUGGGUCCACACAUGCUACGCAGCUGGUGCGCACCAAGUACAAUAACUUUGACCUCUACUUGCGCUCACGCUGCAUGUACAGCUUCCUCCGUUUCCUCCUGUACUUUGGCUGCAGUCUGCUGACCUCUCUGCUCUGGGUGGCGCUCUCCACUCUGUUUUUCCUGCAGUACGUCAGUGUGCGCGUACUCUUGCGCCUGCAGUACAAGCUGUCUGUCAUACUGCUUUUGUUAGGGCACCGGCGCUUGGACUUUGGGGUGUUUAAUGACCUGAUCAUCUACAGCAUGCAGAUUACCAUGUUUCUAGUGGGGGGGCUUGGCUGGUGCUUCAUGGUUUUUGUUGACAUGUAGCAGUGGUGUGAGUGACAUGGGAAAUGUAGUGUAUGAGGUGGAAGCUCUGAACUGUAAAUUCUUAAUUGUACUUGUCAGAAUGUUUGGAGAUUAUUUCCUGCUGCAACACUGGGGUGGAAGGAGAUGGUUUUCAUUUUCAAACCAUGUUUUAAAAUGAAAGCAUCUCAGUGUGGAUGUAGCCUGUGUGUGUGGUCUAAUGGGACGACACACACCUCUGUACACACCCACCUCUAGUGAACUAGACCCUUUUGGUUGCAGCUCAUAAAACUAAAGUGUUUUUAUUUCAGACGCUUAAGAAUAUGUGUAUCUGUGUAACAUCUGUGUAAGCCAUCGUUUGUAGCUUAAAUGACUAAACAUUGGAGAAGUGUGGACAUCACUAUAUGAGUACAGGAGAGCCAAAACCACUCACAUUUAUACCAUAUUUCCAAACUAUUUGUAAAGAGUUUAAAUUUGGAAUUCUUUCUUGACCAGAAGCUCAUUUGUUUACAGUAACAGGAAAAAAAGUCGCAUCACUUCACACUGUGAAUGUCAAAUCAGAAAAAAGUGACUUGACAUAUGACUGAUAUGCAUCGUGACUGUGUGAUGCAAGUCAGUAAUAUGUGCCAAAAUAGCAUGAGUUGGACUCCUGAAGGGACUGUAUGACAUGUUUCCAAGUUUGAGAUGAGCCUUAUUUUGAUGCUGUUGUGUGUAAAGACAGUAUUUUGCAAACAUGCAUAUGGCACACAGAUAAUCUGAAGGAACUUUAAGGGUGAAAGUGACCAAAAAUGAAGCGCCGUCUUUGCAACAGCAGUGUAACGUUUUGUGGAAAAAUGUGGAGUGGGGGGGGGGGGGGGGGGGGGUGCAAGACUUUAUCUAUACAAACCUGGACUUUUUUUGUAAAAUGAUUUAAUAAAAGUGGCUGUUCAUGAAAUGUU